AACCAUUACCAUUCAAACCCCUUACAUUCAACUUUUUUUUUUUAUUCGCCAUUCAAACCAACAAUGCACCGAACACCAUUAACAAUGUCAAUACACAUGCUGCGCGCAAGGACCAUUGCUACCGCAGUUCGUGCCACCGCAAACAUCCCUAUCUCUCACAAUCUGAGACGUGGUACAUUGAACUGGAAGGGGAGUAGUCUGAACUUUUCUACCACCGGAACUGGGAAUGGAACCAUGUUUGCAGCAAGUGCUGCAGUAGGACUUGCCUCAACAUCUGCAUCCCCCGGUGCAGGAGAUGCCGGCUCGGCUUCAAACUUCUUUUCUCUCAAAGCCAAGGAUAAAGGCCAUCAAGAGGUUGAUUUGUCCCAGUAUGCGAACAAGGUUAUCCUGGUCGUGAAUGUGGCCUCCCGAUGUGGAUUUACGGAGCAAUACACAGAGUUGGAGCAGCUUUACAAGGAUUACAAGGACCGAGGAUUUGUUGUCAUUGGAUUUCCUUGCAACCAAUUUGGAGCACAAGAACCUGGUUCAAAUGAAGAGAUUGAGAAGUUUUGCAAGCUCAACUAUGGAGUGACAUUCCCCAUCAUGGAUAAGAUCGAGGUCAACGGUAAUAACGAAGAUCCGGUCUAUGCUUUCCUCAAGUCACAGAAGUCUGGCCUGAUGGGUCUGACACGGAUCAAGUGGAAUUUUGAGAAAUUCUUGGUCAACAAAGACGGCACAGUGUAUAAGCGCUAUUCAUCCGCUACAAAGCCCAGCAGCAUAGCUGAGGAUAUCGAGAAGUUGUUGUAAUGCUAUCAUUUUGAGUCAUUAACCUGACUUCAUGUCAGUAAAACCAUAACAGGCGGAAGGAAUGAAAUAAAAAUAAUAAUAAAAAAACGUAUGUGGCAUAUUAUGGGCACAAGCGUAUGCUUUGCUUGUCUAGA
This is a messenger RNA of Lobosporangium transversale, 920 nucleotides long. Its product is annotated as thioredoxin-like protein. The record is from RefSeq and is a predicted model, not a curated record. Gene Ontology annotation, biological process: response to oxidative stress. NCBI's taxonomy places the organism in Eukaryota, Fungi, Mortierellomycota, Mortierellomycetes, Mortierellales, Mortierellaceae. Bases 64 to 786 code for a protein of 240 amino acids. The transcript is spliced from 3 exons. Gene Ontology annotation, molecular function: glutathione peroxidase activity.